Messenger RNA from Penicillium bovifimosum, 2136 nucleotides. RefSeq names its product ATP-dependent DNA helicase 2 subunit KU80. The record is from RefSeq and is a predicted model, not a curated record. Gene Ontology annotation, cellular component: Ku70:Ku80 complex; nucleus. Gene Ontology annotation, biological process: cellular response to X-ray; telomere maintenance; DNA recombination. The coding region runs from base 1 to 2136 and encodes 711 amino acids. Lineage: Eukaryota; Fungi; Ascomycota; Eurotiomycetes; Eurotiales; Aspergillaceae. The transcript has 11 exons. Gene Ontology annotation, molecular function: damaged DNA binding; telomeric repeat DNA binding; double-stranded DNA binding.
AUGGCAGAAAAAGAGGCUACAGUAUACAUUGUGGACAUGGGACGGUCUAUGGGUGAGUGCCACCACGGCCGUCCUAUGACCGAUCUUGAUUGGGCCAUGCAGUAUGUCUGGGAUAGGAUUACCACUACCGUGGCCACCGGUCGCAAAACGGCUCUAGUUGGUGUCGUGGGUCUCAGGACAGAUGGAACUCGCAACGACUUGGAUGAAGAGAACUUUUCUAAUAUCUCAGUGCUUUUCGGGAUUGGCCAGGUCCUUAUGCCUGAUAUCCGAAAACUGCGAGAGACGAUCAAACCAAGCAAAACUAACAAGGGCGAUGCGAUCUCUUCAAUUGUUAUUGCCAUGCAGAUGAUCAUUGAAUAUACCAGGAAACUCAAAUACAAGCGGAAGAUCAUUCUAGUGACCAAUGGCACUGGUAUGAUGAACGAUGACGGUAUCGAAGACAUCGUCGAAAAGAUGAAAGAAGACAACAUUGAGCUGGUAGUCAUCGGAGCUGAUUUCGACGAUGCCGAGUACGGUGUGAAAGAAGAGGAGAAAGACAGUCAAAAGGCUGAAAACGAAAAGCUCCUCCGAAACCUUACUGAGGAAUGCGACGGUGUCUUUGGAACACUGGAGCAGGCUGUCGCUGAAUUGGAUACUCCCCGCAUCAAAGUGGUCAAGAGCAUGCCAACCUUCAAGGGAAAUCUCAUGCUUGGCAAUCCCGAAGAAUAUGACACAGCGAUCACCAUACCCGUGGAGCGAUACUUCCGAACCUAUGUCGCCAGACCGAUCACUGCGAGUUCAUUCGUGCCAUCCUCUGGCACCGAACCCGGUAGCCAACCCCCAGGUAAAGCUGGUGGAGGCGAAGCUCUCACAUCUGUACGCACAAUGAGGACAUAUCAGAUCACAGACGAGAGUGCACCUGGGGGUAAAGUUGAUGUUGAGCGUGACGAUCUUGCUAAAGGAUACGAGUAUGGACGUACGGCGGUUGCUAUCGCUCAAGCUGAUGAAAGCAUCACGAAUCUGCAGACAUUCGCCGGGAUGGCGAUUAUCGGAUUCAUCCAGAUGGAUAAGUAUGACCGAUACAUGCAUAUGUCAAACACAAAUGUCAUCAUUCCCCAGCGAGGAAAUGAUAAUGCGGCUCUUGCAUUAUCCUCUCUCAUCCAUUCACUCUACGAAUUGGAAUCUUACGCGGUUGCUCGAUUGGUGACCAAAGAAAACAAGCCACCGAUGGUCAUAUUGCUAGCUCCGUCCAUCGAGGCAGACUACGAGUGUCUGAUCGAAGUUCAGCUUCCAUUCGCAGAGGACGUGCGGUCAUAUCGAUUCCCACCUCUGGAUAAGAUAAUCACCGUCUCUGGCAAAGUAGUAACUGAACAUCGCAAUCUGCCAAAUGCUAGCUUGAAAGACGCAAUGAGUGAUUACGUGGAUAGUAUGGAACUGAUCACCACAGAUGACGAAGGGGUACCCACUGACAGACUCCCGAUUGACGAGUCAUUCUCACCAUUACUCCACCGCAUCGAGUCAGCCGUUCGAUACCGCGCCGUGCAUCCCGAUGAUCCAAUCCUCGACCCCUCAGACCGACUCACCGAAUUCGCCCAUCCAGCGGAAGAGCUAAUCCAAAGUUCCAAACCCCAUCUCGAAAAAUUGAUAUCAGCAGCAGAUGUCAAGAAAGUCCCACCCAAGACAAAAGGCCGCAAACGCCAACGCGAAACCGAAAAACCAUUAUCAGGCCUCGACGUCGACGCACUCCUCAGCGUCGAACCCAAGCGCACGAAAAUCUCCACCGAGAACGCAAUCCCAGAGUUCAAGCAAACGCUCUCCCGUGCCGAGAACGUGGACGCCAUCCACGACGCCGUGCAGCAAAUGGCCCGGAUUAUCGAGAGCCAGAUCACGCACAGUCUUGGCCAUUCCAACUACGACCGCGUUAUCGAGGGUCUGGGUACUAUGCGCGAGGAGCUUGUGGAUUACGAGGAGCCGUCGGUGUACAAUGACUUUGUGCGUCAGUUGAAGGGGAAGUUGUUAAACGAAGAGCUUGGUGGGGAUCGCAGGGAGUUGUGGUGGUUUGUUAGGAAGGGGAAGCUUGGGCUUAUUGAGAAGAAGGAGGUUGAUAGCUCGGUUGUUGAGGAGGGGGAGGCACGGGAGUUCCUGGCUGCUAGUUGA